Molecule: messenger RNA, 3522 nt
Organism: Cornus florida
Lineage: Eukaryota; Viridiplantae; Streptophyta; Magnoliopsida; Cornales; Cornaceae
Product: kinesin-like protein NACK2
Exons: 15
Coding region: 320-3187 (955 amino acids)
Biological process (GO): microtubule-based movement
Molecular function (GO): ATP binding; microtubule motor activity; microtubule binding
Source: RefSeq, a predicted model, not a curated record
GAAACGAAAGCGUACUAAAUGAUAGAAAGAGCCGUUACGAUUUCUCUCUUUUCUCCAUCAAACACAUAACUUUCUAAAAAAACCCUCAGGUGUUUUUCCCCCUUUCUCUCUCUCUCUGAGUAACACUAACAUUCCUUUCUUCAAACCCUAAAUGAUUCAUUGUUAACAUUUUUCUGUAAUUGGGCUUCAUUUUAUUGAAAUUCGUGUUCAUCAGUAGCUCUUGAUUUUCCGGCGGCCUUCAAGAUUUCACUGCACUUUGUUCUCUCUCUAACUAAAAAGAUCAGAAGUGAAUUGCAAAAGAAUAGUAUAAUUUGUAAAGAUGACGGUGGGGACACCGGCCACACCAGCAUCAAAGAUCAGGAGGACCCCUUCAUGUACUCCCAGUGGUACUCCAGGUGGUUCAAAGGUUCGCGAGGAGAAGAUACUCGUCACAGUUAGAGUAAGGCCACUUAGCCCAAAAGAGCAAGCAGCCUAUGAUCUUAUUGCCUGGGAGUGCACAGAUGAGCAAACAAUUCUUUCCAGAAAUCUAAAUCACGAGAGACCUACAGGCCCAUAUACAUUCGAUAAAGUUUUUGAUCCAACCUGCUCUACUCAGAAGGUUUAUGAAGGAGGUGCUAGGGAUGUCGCUCUCUCUGCUCUAAAUGGAAUUAAUGCAACAAUAUUUGCAUAUGGCCAGACUAGCAGUGGUAAGACAUUUACCAUGAGGGGGAUAACUGAAAGUGCUGUCAAGGACAUCUAUGAACACAUCAUGCACACUCCCGAGAGGGACUUUGUUCUAAAAUUUUCGGCCUUGGAGAUCUACAAUGAGACUGUAGUAGACCUCUUGAAUCGUGAUUCUGGCUCCCUACGGCUACUGGAUGAUCCUGAGAGAGGGACUAUAGUGGAGAAACUAAUUGAAGAGGUUGUUAAAGAUGGUCAACAUUUAAGGCACUUAAUUGGUAUUUGUGAAGCUCAAAGGCAAGUUGGUGAAACUGCUUUAAAUGAUAAAAGCUCAAGAUCGCAUCAGAUAAUUAGGCUGACCAUACAGAGCAGUCGCCCAGAAAAUUCAGGCUGUGUGAAAUCUUUCGUGGCAAGUCUGAAUCUUGUGGACCUCGCUGGGAGCGAACGUGCUUCCCAAACAAAUGCAGACGGUACUAGAUUGAAGGAAGGAAGCCAUAUUAACCGCAGCUUAUUGACUUUGACGACAGUGAUUAGAAAGCUAAGUGGUGGAAGGAGGAAUGGUCACAUCCCUUACAGAGAUUCAAAACUCACAAGAAUAUUGCAGCAUUCACUUGGGGGAAAUGCUCGAACAGCAAUAAUAUGUACUAUGAGUCCUGCUUUAAGCCAUGUGGAACAAUCACGGAAUACUCUCUUGUUUGCAACUAGUGCUAAGGAAGUUACAAACAGUGCCCAAGUAAACAUGGUUGUUGCAGACAAGCAAUUAGUGAAGCAUCUGCAGAAGGAAGUUGCAAGACUUGAAGCAGAGCUGCAAAGUCCAGAACCUUCUUCCUCUUCAUGUUUAAGGACUUUACUUAUGGAAAAGAAUUUGAAAAUCCAGAAGAUGGAGAGGGAGAUGAAUGAGCUGAAGCGUCAGAGAGAUGCUGCACAAUCCCAACUUGAACUAGAAAGAAGGGCAAACAAGGAGCCAAAGGGGUUAAACCAAUGUGGGCCUUCUCGUCAAGUAGCCAAGUGUCUUUCUUUUUCUGCCAAUAAUCCAUCAGUUUCAAAUAGACCUGUUUUGGAAACUCGGGGAAGAAAGACACUUGGAAGGCAGGCAAUGGUGAGGCAGUCCUCUACUUCUACAGAUCCAUCCAUACUUGUUCAUGAAAUUCGGAAGCUUGAGAUGCUGCAGAAGCAGCUUGGUGAAGAAGCUAAUCGAGCACUUGAAGUGCUUCACAAGGAGGUUUCAUCUCACAAGCUGGGCAGCCAAGAUGCUGCUGAAACCAUAGCAAAGCUACUGUCAGAGAUAAAGGACAUGCGAGCAAUUAGUUCCAUUAAUGAAGAAAUUGAGAUUAGGGCUAAAGGCAGUCUGAAGGAAGAAAUAAUUCGAUUGAACUAUGAAGGAAGCAAUAUUGCUUCUCUAGAAGAAAAGCUUGAGCAUGUUCAGAAGUCUAUCGACAAGCUGGUCAUGUAUUUUCCGGAUGGUGAGGAGACUCCAGACUCCAAGAGCCAAUUGAAGAAGAAAAAAAUCCUUCCUUUUACCCUCAGCAAUACUGCCAAUAUGCCCAAUAUAAUACGGUCUCCGUGCUCUCCUUUGUCCUCUUCUCGCAAAGUAAUGGAAUAUGAAAUUGAGAAUAGGGUCCCUGAGAGUAAUGAACAUGUUUCUAGAGGGGAGAUAUUGCAAGGUCACAGGGCUACUACUCCACUGAAGAAUGAUGAAGACAGUAACUAUAUGUCAUCAAGGGAGGGUACUCCUGCAUCACGGAAAUCUAAUUCAGUUAAUGUGAAGAAAAUGCAAAAAAUGUUCAAGACAGCGGCUGAGGAGAACAUUCGAAGCAUUAAAGCUUAUGUUACAGAGCUGAAAGAACGUGUGGCAAAGCUACAAUACCAAAAGCAGCUUCUGGUCUGCCAGGUGUUAGAGCUGGAGUCAAGUGAGGCUGUAAAUGAGGAGACGGAUAUAGUUGAUCAAUCUCCCAUGUCAUGGCACUUGGUGUUUGAGGAUCAAAGAAAGCAAAUUAUAAUGUUGUGGCAUUUGUGCCAUGUUUCAAUUGUACACCGUACACAAUUUUAUUUGCUUUUCAGAGGAGAACCUGCUGAUCAGAUAUAUAUGGAAGUAGAACUUAGAAGGUUGACGUGGUUGGAGCAGCAUUUGGCAGAGCUUGGCAACGCAAGCCCAGCGCUCCUCGGUGAUGAACCUGCAGGCUCCGUUUCAGCAAGUAUCAAGGCUCUCAAGCAGGAGAGAGAAUAUCUAGCAAAGAGAGUAAGUUCAAAACUAACAGCAGAAGAAAGAGAGAUGCUCUAUAUAAAAUGGGAUAUCCCACCGGAAGGAAGACAGAGAAGGAGGCUGCAACUGGUGAACAAACUGUGGACAGACCCUCUUAACAUGCAACAUGUACGAGAAAGUGCUGAAAUUGUUGCGAAGCUCGUUGGAUUUUGUGAAUCUGGAGAGCAUGUUUCCAAGGAGAUGUUUGAGCUUAAUUUUGUACCCCCUUCUGACAAAAAGACAUGGAUGGGCUGGAAUUUGAUAUCGAAUCUCUUGCAUCUGUAAGGAAACACGUUAUAUAGAUUCAUUGAUUUCUUUUUGUUAGCUCCCAAUUCGUUGGAAGUUUUAUAUUUAACACCUGAUUUUUUGCUUGUGCUAUUAUCCAUUUAACCAUUUUAUAAAAUGUAUGUAAUGAAAAAAAAAUGGUAGUACUAGGCAUUUAUAGCAGCAGCAGCAGCAAUAUUAAGAAAACGACUCCACGGCUUGGUAACAAGCAAGCAGACUUCAUGUAUAUAUUAGAAUCGUGUACCAGGUCUUUGAACAACAGAUGGUGUGACUCAAAUUUAUCCAGGAUGUAUCAAAUUCUUUAUUUUUUUGGUUGGCAUUUGUUGUAAAAAUAA